This is a messenger RNA of Punica granatum (pomegranate), 1211 nucleotides long. NCBI's taxonomy places the organism in Eukaryota, Viridiplantae, Streptophyta, Magnoliopsida, Myrtales, Lythraceae. The record is from RefSeq and is a predicted model, not a curated record.
AAAGUAUCUCUCCAUAGUCCAAGACUCACUAGCUAUGAGUGGUCUCUUCCAUCAAUGCCGCUACUGAUCAAUAGCCCAUCAAUGGCCACCAACAACAUGCUAUUGCAAGUGUUUUUCAUCACUCUCACAGCCCUAAUCUCAACCUCUUCAAGCAUUGCCCACACCAACAUCUGCAGAUCCUAUUGUGGCAACAUUACCAUAGACUAUCCCUUCGCCCUUCAAUACGGCUGCGGUCACCCGGGUUUCCGGGACCUCCUCUUCUGCAUGAACGAUGUGCUCAUGCUCCACAUAAGCUCCGGCUCCUACAGGGUCCUCGAGAUCGACUAUGCCUACAGCGCCCUCACCCUCCACGACCCCCAUCUGUCCACGUGUGAGACCAUUGUGCUAGGUGGGAAGGGCAAUGGGUUCGUGGUCGAGCCCUGGCGCGGACCUUACCUGGCCCCUGAUGGCAAUAACGUGUUCCUGCUCAUUGGGUGCUCCGCACGGUCCCCACUCUUCCAAGGAUUCCCAGGGAAGCACCUGGCCUGUCGGAACGUAUCGGGCAUGGGGUGUGAGGAGUACUACAGUUGUCCCGCAUGGAGCCUUCUGGGCACGCAACGGGUUGGAAGUCGAGGUCGGGUGUAUGGGUCGGGUCCACCGGAGUGUUGUGCUCUGCCGUAUGAGGCCAUAAAGGCUAUAAACCUCUCAAAGCUAGAGUGCGAAGGCUACAGUAGUGCAUACAGUCUCGCACCCUUGCGGGUUGCUGGGCCUACUGACUGGUCGUACGGGAUAAGAGUUAAGUACUCAGUGCAGGGCAAUGACGAAUUUUGCCGAGCAUGCGAGGCUACGGGUGGCACUUGUGGCUAUGGCAGUGACGGGAUCAGGCAGAUGUGCAUGUGCGGGAGUUCUAAUUCCACAUCGAACUGCGACUCGAUUGUUUCAGGAUCGGGCAGAGGAAGAUGGAGCUUACUGAACAUAUUAACAGGGAUCCUGAUGAUAUGUGCAUCUGCACUGGUGACAACAAGGACCAACACAAGCUGAACUAUGCGCGUUCAGAAUUCAUACAGCAGCCUGUGGGACUUGAAGACAAAUUUUUGGUAAAUUCAUUGAAAGAAGAAAACGUAAUAUACAUAAGCAGAUACAGCAGCCAUUACUAUGUUAAGACAACAACAUGUAGUCUCUGGAUAUGGACACCCAUCUUUAUUCUUAUUCUUCCUUUUUUUUUUUUCCUC